GGAAGUGACACAGCAGGCGCGCGCUUCGUCACGUCACGUCACGUCACGUCACGCGAGACACCAAAGAAGAGGAGCGAGAGGAAGAAAAAAGUAAAGGAGAAGAAAAACAUCAGGCAGGUAACAGCUACCUCCAAACCACAGGCCGCAGACAUGUACAGUGCCUCCCUGACGGUCCUGAAGGAGGACACAGACUCCUGAAGGCUAUGAAUUCCUGUGAACAUGGGGAAAUUUCCGAUGAAGCCAUGCUUGAUAAAGAAAAAAACAAUGUUCAAGAGGUUAAGGAGGAGAUGGAAGAUGUUGCGGUUUGUGGACAAUCACAAGAUGAUAAAGAAGAAGGAGCUCCUGCUACUACAGAGGUCAAUAAAAGGUCAUCUGCUGAAUUUUGCUCUGAUACACAUCAGUCCACCAGCAGCAAAAGACCUAGAGUCUCUAGUGAGUCGAGGAAACGCUUUAUAGGUGAUGGCAGCAGGUACGAACCCCUUUGCCUUACCACAAGUGCAGACAAGGAGGGUAUCCAGGAGAAAUCCAGCAUUUCAUACAAAAAGCCUCUUUUUAGCAUCUUGCAUAAAAUUUCUGACAGGAGGAACACGCCGAGUCUGGAGCAGCAGGUCAGUCACGGAAACCUGAAUCAACUCAACCUAAGCAGCAGCAUCCUGUCGUCCAACCUACAAACUCCAGAGCAAAACUGCUCAGAGGAGACCUUCCCAAACACACAGUCAACUAGCCACACCUCAAAAACAGACUCCAGCCUUUACCCGCUGAUUGAGAAAAUGUUUUUCAUUCUCAAUAGCUUGAAUUCAAGCAUGACUCAGCUGCAUAGUAAAGUGGACUUGUUAACCCUUGAAGUCAUGCGGAUAAAGAAGCAGAUCAAACAGACAGAGAUGGUGACAGAGUUCCAGCCUCCCCUUGAGUAUCAGCUGACGCAUAAUGAAUUGAAUCAGCUGAUGGAGCAGACAGCCAGUCCAGGAGAGCUCAGCUGUCAGCUGCUCGUCCAUCUUUUCCCAGAGUUGUUCAAAGCCAGGGAGUGCUCUCAUGAGUGCAUGGCAGGCAAGAGAACCCUGGAAUCUCUCCAUCUGCAGCUGAUUCGUAACUAUGUGGAGGUAUGCUACCCCUCUGUCAAAAACAACAACAUUUGGCAGGAAGAAUGUCUUCUCCAGAUUAACGACUUUUUUAAUCGCUUCUGGGCGCAGAGGGACAUGGAGAGCGCCCGGCUGCUCAGGAAGCAUACAGAAUUGGGCGCUGGGACAAAGGCAGACCAUCCUCAAUCUCAUAGUAUCAAUGAGCAGGAUCAGGGGGAGCAUGGGUCUGUGGACAACCAGCAGGACUCCCUUGGGAGGUCUGACAUUGGAUUUAGCACAGAAGAACUGGACGAGCUCUCCUCCCCUGAUGACUUUGUCAUCCUACUCGUGCACCGUCUUUUCCCUGAGGUUUUUGAAGAGGCAAAAAUACCAGAAGGCUGUAGUAGUUUGACCAACAUGGGACAAGUGAUUCUGGAGUCUGAUAAGAUGGAGAUUUUAAGAAAGUACAUGGAAACCUAUUUUCCUGAUGUGCCUGAGGAAAGCUGGCUUCAGGUGUGCAUUCAACAUGUAGAGUAUGCUCUGGAGGGUCCCCAUAGCAAUGGUAAUGGGAGUGAAACGGACAACAUGAAUGAUGAAGGCUAUGAUUUAGCCAGCCUUCCCGAUGAAGAUUCUAUUCUAAAGGUUCCAGAAUAUGACAGGCCCAGUCGCAAAUCCAAAAAGUCGCUUCUUCCACUAGUGGAUUUUGACAGUUUGGAAAUUCCCUCGCCUGAUUUCCCGGCGCCACAGGAGUACAUGUUGACAAGAGAGCAACUUAAGAGCAACUAUGAAUGUAGCUUGUCCAUUGGUAACUUUGCAUCCAGACUACUUGUACUCAUGUUUCCUGAACUUUUUACCCACGAAAAUACUAGAAAACAGUACAACUGCAGUGGCUCUCUGGGAAAAAAGCAGCUCGACCCGGUCCGUGUAAGUCUGAUCCGUCACUACGUGCAGUUAGUCUACCCACAAGCAAAGAAUAACAGAGUGUGGAUGCUGGAGUUUGUGGGUAAGUUGGAUGAAAGGUGCAGGAGGCGUGACACAGAGCAGAGGAGGUCGUACCUGCAGCAGCGUAAAGUUUACAGUCACGAAUCAGAGCAGGACUUUCUCUGUCAAAUGAGCCGCCUCCAUCCAGACAACCCGAAAGAGGAUCCCGACAUUCACUCCUUACCCCCUGAGAAAAGCAGCAAAGACUUUUGUAAGAUUCCCCUGGAGGAGCUGACUGUGUCCAAACCAGACUUCCCUGUUCCGUCCACAUACCUGCUGUCAGACACAGAGAUACGAGAGAUUGUUCAGCAGAGUCUCUCUGUGGGUAACUUUGCCGCCCGCCUGUUGGUGCGCCUUUUCCCUGAGCUCUUCACCCAGGAGAACCUGCGCCUACAGUACAAUCACUCAGGAGCUUGCAACAAAAAGCAGCUUGACCCUGUCCGACUGAGGCUCAUCCGUCACUAUGUGGAGGCAGUGUAUCCCGUGGAUAAGAUGGAGGAGGUGUGGCACUACGAAUGCGUGCCGAGCAUUGAUGAACGCUGCCGGCGCCCCAAUCGCAAAAAGUGCGACAUUCUUAAAAAGGCCAAACGGUCCAGCACCAUGUCUUAGUUCCAGGACGUUACACUCUUUGUCAUGAAGCAACUAAACAGAAGCUGAAGCUUUUUUCUUUGAUCCUACCUUUGAUUUUAUUCACUGGCUGCAGCAGCAGAUGUUUUACAUUAGGUAGUCUUGUUAACGUUAGACCUAAAACUCGUCUUAUUUAUAAGUCAAACUAUCCUAGCUCGUCUAACUAAUUUUGUUCGUAAAUGUUGCAGCCUUGAAAAUAACAAUAGUAGCUAAAAGCAUAGGUCACACAGUUUUCUAUAUUAACAGAGUUUAGCCACAAUGUGAAAUAUUCCCAUUGCAGUUAUCAAUGUAGCAUUGUGCCACUUGUGUUGAUGCUAUUGUACUUCCAGCUGAGUCCCUGAUUAUUUGUACAGGAACAUUUUAAAUGUUCUUUCUGUCACAAGGGGUUUAAAAUGACAAGUUUAUGUUAAAGAACUUUCAAACAAAUCUUUAAGACACAAGUGUUUUUUCCACCUUACUUUAAAUAUGAAUUGAUUCAAAAGUAAUAGUAUUUUAAAAGAAUUUAUUGAAAAAAAUAAAGCAUUUCCUUUUGUAAUUCCCGAAAGCUUUCCUGUUUUUCUAGGAUUUUUCUAAUUCUGAGUCAAACACCAUAAAAAUAUUAGCAGUUUGACUCUUCAUAUUAUUUUCUGUUAAAAAAUUUUAAGUAAAAUAGAAAAAAUAUUCACAUAAGUCAUAUCUUAAUUGGCAGAUUAAAAAUCCAAUAUGGUGGCAUAUAAAGGCAAAACUAAACAUUGUCCUAGUCCGGAUGUUUAUGGACCACUGUAUGUUAAGCCUUCUUAUAGAAGUUUGUAAUAUAAUUUAACAUGACAGUUGAUCAUGGUAGCAUUUUUCUAAUAAACCACAUUUGUGUAAAUGG
Molecule: messenger RNA, 3522 nt
Organism: Oryzias latipes (Japanese medaka)
Lineage: Eukaryota; Metazoa; Chordata; Actinopteri; Beloniformes; Adrianichthyidae
Source: RefSeq, a predicted model, not a curated record